Messenger RNA from Guyanagaster necrorhizus, 723 nucleotides. RefSeq lists its product as uncharacterized. Lineage: Eukaryota; Fungi; Basidiomycota; Agaricomycetes; Agaricales; Physalacriaceae. Bases 1 to 723 code for a protein of 240 amino acids. The transcript has 7 exons. The record is from RefSeq and is a predicted model, not a curated record.
AUGGAGCAGCUAGAUUGUACAUAUGCGAAGAAUCAGCUGUCCCUUGACCGGCUCAAGACCGCCUAUGACCAGAAGCUUCGUUACUCGAUGCUCCACAUUCCUCCCGAGCUAGGAAGGAAGCCCCCCGACUCCCUGCGUCGUACGGCGAGUGUGGGAGUAAUCUACUGCUUGAUUGCGGAUCCUGAAAAGGAGAACCGAGGUGUAGAUUCUCAGCGGAUCGGUGGGGACUUUAUGCAAAUCUGUUUCAGUAUCUCUAGCGGAGAUGUCACCGAACUACCCAAGAGUCUCGGAGAAGCAAAGUCGUGGACUCGAAGUUUGAUCAUUAAAGCACUCAUCCCUGAGGGAUUUUUCGCAAUGUUGGAUAUGUUGGAGGAGGUACAAGAUAGUAAGACAUGUAGCCAAAUUGCUGCUAGGGACAGUGUCAUGAGGGCCAAUCCUUUCCAUGGGCACGGAUGCUCGAAAGCUACGUAUGGCGCUAUAUGCCUGAACAAGCCGCCGCAAAAAGUAGAAUCGUCGAUACUUAAGGAUUUUUCGCCAAGGCACUUUCGAAUGCACGCAGCCAAGAUUGAGCCGCUUUGGAGUACAACGAAAGUCGCCGACUACGCAUUCGCGUCAACAGUGCCCAUUCCGGGUGAGACGUUCUCAGAAGGUUCAUGGCUUCGUUGGACGCUCAAGCAAGUUCGGCCAUAUGGCACUUUCGGUGCUCCUUGCACCGUCGAUUGA